CCGCAAUGUCGCUCCUCAAGGAAGUGAACGCCCAUGCGACGGUGGCAUGGAGCCCGAUGAAGCACAGAUCCAACCUCAUGGCCCUUGGAUCCAAGGACGGCGUCGGCGUCGGCUUCGACAACUAUGGCGGCGAGCUCCAGCUCUUCUCUAUGGACUUUGCCGACGUGUCGCCAUUGCCCGUGCAAUUGGGCAGCAUCAAGACGUCGUCGCGCUUCAUGACCAUGUCGUGGGCUGAUGUCCUCAAGCAUCAGAGCACGUGCGAAUUGGGCCUCCUCGCUGGCGGUAUGGCCGACGGCACCGUGAGCAUUUGGGACCCGAGCAAGAUGAGCAACCCGGCGACGCAGGCCGCGGCCGAAGUGGGCAAGGUCGCCCGUCACAAGGGCCCUGUCAACGCGCUCCAGUUCAACCCGCACAGAGACAGCUCGCACUUGCUGGCCUCGGGUGGCGCGGACGGCGAAGUCUUUAUUAUGAGCGUCGACAAGCUCAACGCGCCGCCGCAGGUCUUUACGCCGGGUGGGCCCAGCUAUGUCGCGCAGCCUGGCAACGAAAUCACUUGCGUCGCAUGGAACUCGCAAGUGUCGUACAUCCUCGCCGCGGGCUCGCAGAAUGGUACCGUGACGAUCUGGGAUCUCAAGCAGAAGAAGCCGUGGUGCGAACUCAAGGACCCGCAGCGCGGCGCCGUCUCGGCGAUCGCCUGGAACCCGAGCGAGGGCAUGCACAUCAUCACAGCGUCCAGCGACGACCAGCGCCCGGUCCUGCGGCUCUGGGAUCUGCGCAGCUCGACGUCGACGCCCCUCGCCGAGUUGCACGGCCACACGGCGGGCAUCCUCUCGAUCUCGUGGUGUCCGAAUGACCCGGGCCUCGUCCUCUCGACGGCCAAGGACAACCGCACGUUGCUCUGGGACCUCUUCUCGGGCCAGCCGAUGUUUGAGUUUCCGUCCAACUCGCCGGCCGCUCCGGUCGGUGGUCCCGGUCAGUUUUUCGCCGGUGGCGGCGGUGGCCAGCGCCGCUUCAAUGUUCAGUGGUCGCCCAAGAUCCCCGCGGUGGCGUCCGCCUGCACGUUUGACGGCAAGGUCCAAGUAUGGGGCCUCGCGGGCAGCGGCGGUCCGUCGACGCGUGCGCCCAAGUGGCUGCAGCGCCCGGCCUCGGCGACCUUUGGCUUUGGCGGCAAGCUCACGGUCGUGACGCCAUACCCCAACCCGGCGCAGUCGCAGUACCAGCAAGUCAAGGAGUACCGUCCGGUGCACAUUCACAAGAUCGUGACGGACCCUGCGACGGUGCAGGCGGCCGAUCUCUUGGAGCAAGCGCUUGCCGGGAAGGACUUUAAGGGGCACUGCGACAAGAAGAUUGCGUCGUCGCCCUCGGACGCCGACGUCUGGAGCUUCAUGAAGGUGCUCUUUGAAGACGACGCGCGCCAGCAUCUGCUCUACCAUUUGGGCUACGACGCGGCCACGAUCAAGGCGGAUGCGGACAAGUACUUGGGCAAGACGGCCGAGCCCGCGCCGAUCGCGGCGGCCCCGGCAUCGGCGUCCGCCGAGGACAUCUUUGCCGCCGGUAGCCUCUCCACCGAGAGCCUCAGCGCGGACCUUCCAGCGGCGGCGCCCAAAGACACGAGUGCCCGUCUCUCCCCUGUCUCGCUGCCGCAGUACACGGAGGCGUCGGAAGAUGUCAUCAAGCGCUCGCUCCUUGUCGGCGACUUUGCGUCGGCCGUCGAGGUCUGCCUCCAAAACCACCAGUUUGCCGACGCACUCUUGCUCGCGUGCCAAGGCGGCGCCGACCUUUGGAACGUGGCGCAGGAGGCCUGCAUCGCGGCGGCCCAGGCGCGGCCGUUCAUGAAGAUCGUCAACGCGAUGCUCAAGAGCGACCUCGGCUCGCUCGUCGACGACUCGGAGCCGGAGCUCUGGACCGAGACGCUUGCGAUUCUCACAACGUACGCCAAGAGCGAUGAGUUUGCGCCGCUCUGCGACCGCCUCGCGGCCAAGCUCGAGGCCGCGGGUGACAGCGCGUCGGCGACGCUCUGCUACAUGUGCUCGGUGAACGUCGAGAAGAUUUACUCGGCGUGGGUCAAGGAGGCCGCCGUCCAGGCCAAGACGCGCGACCCGGUUUCGGUGCUCCAAGAUCUCAUCGAGAAGAUUUCGAUCUUUGCGCAAGCGACGGCCAACCCGGACCAAGAUCUGAGCCCGGCGAUUGCCGAGCAGUUUGCUGCAUACGCCUCGCUCAUGGCGUCGCAAGGCCGCCUUGAUAUUGCGGCCCGGUACGCCAAGUUUACGGACUUGAGCUGUGCGAUCAUCCGCGACCGCGUCUUCCAUGCGGCGCCGAUUCCCGGAGUCCGUGCCCCGCCGUUCCCGUUUGCGGAUGCUGCCGCUGCCCAGCCCGUCGCGCCCCAGCAGCAGCAGCAACCACAGCAGCGCCAGGCGCCCGCACGCAACACGCAGUAUGCUGCGCCUGCCGCCAACAAGUCCUAUGCAGCUCCCAGCAACGCCUAUGCGCCGCCCGCUGCCGCCAACGCCUAUCAGGCGCCCCCGGCGGCCCAUGCGACACCUGCGGCCAACACGUACCCGACGCCUGUGCCCGCGCCGUACCCCAACCAGGCGUACAAUGCGCCUGCACCAGCGUACCCGGGUGCGACCCCUGGCUACGCUGCGGCUCAAGGGGCUGGGUACCCUCCCGCGGCUGGAUACCCGAACCCUGCUGUGGCGCCUCCCGCGCCGGCUCAACCGGGCUACCAGACGUACGCUGGCCAGCAAACGAGUGCGUACGGCCCGGGCUCGAACACCGGUUACCCCAACCCUACUGCAACGUAUGGUCCUGGGUCUAACAGUGGUCGCCCGAAGCCUGCUGCGACCUACGGUCCUGGCUCCAACAGCGGCUACCCCAAGCCUGGCCAAGGGUUCAACACGCCGUCGCAGCCGCCUGCUGCCGCGCCGGUCGGUCAAUUCCGAUCGGGUGCCUCGUACGGAGCGCCUGCUGCACCGCCGGCUGCCGCAUACCCCGGCGCGCCACAAGCGUACGCACCGGCGCAGACGUUUGGGACGGCGUCGCAGUCGUCGGUACCGGUCACGUCGUCGCGCAUCGUGACAGCGCCCGUCGACAUCAACCGCCACAAGACGGACGGCUUUGUGAGCAGCGUUGGCAACAAGGACCUCAUCCGCAAGUACGGCAACGCGACGAGCGCCAUCAUGUCGCCGACCGAAGAUGAGAAGAAGGGCUUCUCGGCGCCACGGCCCGCUCGGCUGCACGGACAGCGUCUCGGCCGAAGACUUGAUCAUCGUCGAGACGUUCAAUGGCUUGGUCGCCCGACUGGAGGGCGCCUCGCUCAACCCGGCGGAGCAAAAGAUGCUUGUCGAGGGCCAGAAGGCCAAGGACCUCAUGUUUACCAAGCUCAAUGUGGCCGAGCUGAGCCCGAGCGUCGUCAAGAGCCUCCACGACAUGGUCGGUGCCAUCGGACGCAGCGACAUUCGGAGCGCUUUGCACAUCCACACGGGCCUUGCGACGUCCGACUGGGCGGCGCACAAGGACUGGCUGCGCGGCAUGAAGACGCUCCUCCAGCUCGCGCUCAAGCGCUCAUAAAGAGAUAGUAAAAUGACUACAG
This is a messenger RNA of Saprolegnia parasitica CBS 223.65, 3592 nucleotides long. RefSeq lists its product as hypothetical. The record is from RefSeq and is a predicted model, not a curated record. Gene Ontology annotation, molecular function: protein binding; structural molecule activity. NCBI's taxonomy places the organism in Eukaryota, Oomycota, Saprolegniomycetes, Saprolegniales, Saprolegniaceae. Gene Ontology annotation, cellular component: COPII vesicle coat; endoplasmic reticulum exit site. The transcript has 5 exons. Bases 6 to 3578 code for a protein of 1190 amino acids. Gene Ontology annotation, biological process: COPII-coated vesicle cargo loading; intracellular protein transport; endoplasmic reticulum to Golgi vesicle-mediated transport.